Molecule: messenger RNA, 729 nt
Organism: Ananas comosus (pineapple)
Lineage: Eukaryota; Viridiplantae; Streptophyta; Magnoliopsida; Poales; Bromeliaceae
Product: replication protein A 70 kDa DNA-binding subunit B-like
Exons: 6
Coding region: 54-647 (197 amino acids)
Source: RefSeq, a predicted model, not a curated record
CUGCAGGAGUAUUACUACUCUAACAUCACAGCAAAGUGAACAUAUCAUUAUAGAUGAUAAUGAAGGGAUAUAAAAUUCAGGGAUUUGUAUACGGGAAUGACGUUGGAAGACUUGACAAAAUUAUUUUUGAGGGUAAAAUCUACACAUUUUUUAAUAUAAGAGUACGUCUUACAACUGCGGGACUAAAAAUUACAGCAAAUGACUACGAAUGUGUAAUCACAAGUGCUACAAAAGUUGAGGAAGUUACAGAAGGUUUCGCAAAAUUUCCAAAUUAUGCAUACUCAUUUGUUGCUUUGGAGAAAUUGGGUAAACUCAUCAACAAUAAAGUUCUGAUUGAUGUUGCAGGAAUGAUAGUUCAUGUGGAGAAGGCAGAGUUUAUAAAAGGACGCGAUGGCAAUCGUCCAAAAAGAGAGAUUAUAAUUAUGAAUAAAUCCCGUUGGUUCGUUAGAUUAACAUUGUGGGAUAGUCUUGUCACAACCCGAAUAGGCAUGUGGAAAGAUGCAAUACAAAAAAAACUUAUAAUAGUUGCAACUGCACUGCACGUAGAUUUUCGUAAAGGGGUUUGUUUGUCAACAAGUUUCGCAACGAAGAUACUUAUCAAUCCACAAAUUGCUGAAGUUGAGGAGAUCAAAAGGAGCCUUCUUUAACAUCAAGAUACAUAAUGCAGCGAGAAUAUUGACAUCAAUUAUGCACAGAAGAUGGCUAUUGGAUCAAUGAUGCAGAGAAGAU